Messenger RNA from Solanum verrucosum, 669 nucleotides. RefSeq lists its product as uncharacterized. NCBI's taxonomy places the organism in Eukaryota, Viridiplantae, Streptophyta, Magnoliopsida, Solanales, Solanaceae. The transcript has 2 exons. The record is from RefSeq and is a predicted model, not a curated record. Bases 1 to 669 code for a protein of 222 amino acids.
AUGAGACUUGGGUGGAAUGAAGAAACUCGAAAAGUUGAUGUUGAAGAUGAUGUCUGGGAGCAAUACCUUGCAGCACACCCAAAAGAUUCUAAGUAUAGGACGAAGACGUUGCCAGACUAUAAUACUUUGGCAUUAAUUUUUGGAGAUACUGUUGCUGAUGGUAGGAAUGGGUGUGAAAUUAAUGAUGUCGAGGAUUUUCAAAGUGAAUUCACCGAUGAUGAUAUAGCUGCUGAAAAAGUUAUCAUACGUGCUGAAGAUACACAAUUUGUUGACCAGGAUGAUGGAUAUUUUGUUCAGAACAUGAACUUUACUAGUCCUGAAAUAACUCAAUCAUCUAAUCAAGAAAAGAGAGCAGGAAAAAGGCAUUUAGAUGAGCAACCAACUUUGACAUCACGUCCAAAGAGAAUUAAGAAUUCUAUUGGAAAUAGCUUGGCAAAAUUUGUUGAUCGAUGGACAACAAUAGCUGAAGAACAAAUAAGGCUACAACAUGAACCAAAAAACACUUCCGCUGAAAAAUUAAUGCCUUUGAUAUUGGAAUUAGACUUCGAUGAUGAAUGGACUAUGCAAACUGUUGACCUCCUUGUAGAUAAGAGAAAUGCUGAAUUUUUUGCUGCUAUGCCUCCAGAGCUUAGAAAGAAAUGGGUCAUGCGCAAACUUGGUUUAUAUUGA